AUGAAGGGAGGUCUUCGACAUCGUCUGCGUCGCUGGUACCGCGAGAAGCGCACCACGUUCUCAUCGAGCUCCAAGACCACGUCCAGCUCAGAGAUGCAUUCAGCAUCGCCCAACGACGCGCCCCGAUGUGAGCCAGCAGAUCCUACCCUCGCCAACAGCGCAACCCUUCUCCUCCGGUUGCCCGGCGAGCUACGCAACCGUAUAUACGAGUACGCGCUUCAGACCGACAACGACUUGCAGUUCACCUUCCAUGGGAUCAAGCACUCAUGCUUCGUCGGACUCGGCGCAUGGGACUGCUACGAGGACCUCAACCAGCUGAAAUUGACCUGUCGCCAACUAUACAAAGAGACCGCAGGGCUGGAGGCCCAAGUUAACCGAGUGCACUUCGUUAGCCACUGGAGUCAUCGUGACCUCGGGCCUGGAGAACAAUUCCUGACGUUCAUCCAACACUCCGCAGCGAAUAAACGGGGACAGUUCCGUAACAUUACACUUUGGGUGGACCAGUUCCCAUACCAACAAUCGCUUGAACGCCGAGGUAUCCUGUUGGAGCUAGCCGAAUACUGCCGGCAGCAUCCUCAUGUCAACAUCCGCUAUGUCGUCUCGGACCUGGACAAAGUCGGGUUUUGGAUAGAUGUUGUUUCACGUGGCUUGUAUCUAAGCUCAGUAAUAUGCAGAGAGGAUCGGCGUUCGGUCGCAACUAUGGCGUGCAACCGCGUGCUCGAUGAUAUGGAGGGUGAAGACUGGCUCGAGGACGCAGAUGCCGUUGCGGCAUUCCGCGUAUCCAACCUACAGUUUUGGUUAACCACGAUGGAUUUCACGGGCUCUGAGUCUUUCCAGCGAGAACUCGAGACCGUACCCUGGCUCGAUGCUGAUGUAUUCCUUGAGGUAGCGGGGAGGUUGAUCGACGAAGUAAGCUGA
Messenger RNA from Alternaria conjuncta, 918 nucleotides. RefSeq lists its product as uncharacterized. The transcript has 2 exons. The coding region runs from base 1 to 918 and encodes 305 amino acids. NCBI's taxonomy places the organism in Eukaryota, Fungi, Ascomycota, Dothideomycetes, Pleosporales, Pleosporaceae. The record is from RefSeq and is a predicted model, not a curated record.